This is a messenger RNA of Cottoperca gobio, 2638 nucleotides long. RefSeq names its product G protein-coupled receptor 185 b (gene gpr185b). The record is from RefSeq and is a predicted model, not a curated record. The transcript has 3 exons. The coding region runs from base 432 to 1502 and encodes 356 amino acids. Gene Ontology annotation, cellular component: membrane. Gene Ontology annotation, biological process: G protein-coupled receptor signaling pathway. Gene Ontology annotation, molecular function: G protein-coupled receptor activity. Lineage: Eukaryota; Metazoa; Chordata; Actinopteri; Perciformes; Bovichtidae.
AAAGAGAAGAAGGAGAAAGGUGUGAGUGCAGAGCGCGCAGGCCGGCAUCAGGAGUUUCCUGCACUAAAGACGAGGAGAAUGACAAGCGCGUCCAAUGAGGGGCCGAGGAUGUGCAGCGCGAGGACGGAGCUGCCGACAGAAGGCUAAUAACCAUGCCAACCGAGGAAUAUAGUGCGCGCCGCUGACUUGGGAGAGAAAGAAGGGGGGAAACCCUAGAAGAAGAAAAUAUAUAAAAAUACAUGCACACAUAAAGUGGAGGAUAAAGGACAAGAGAGCUAUCCUGGUUUCCUGCAGGGGGGGAAGAAGAAGCUGCUAAAUCUCUCUAUUUUUUGUCUCAGUGGCGUGGUCUCCCUUCCAUCCCUCCCGCCCUCCCUCCCUCUCGCGCUGGCUCAGGGACUGCACUGCUGCAGCUGAAUGAAACCGACCCAGCUAUGAUUCUCUCCCUGGCAGCAGUAGCAGCCAUGAGUAGCGGCGGCGGCAGCAGCCUCAACUCCUCAUCCCCCCUCGACACCUUCGACUCUUCCACCUCCUGGAGCCUCGCCGAGGACUUGUCCAACUCCUCCUCUGAACCCGUCGUGCGAACUCUGACCCCUGACCUGCAGCCAGCUACCACCGCUGUAGCUAUCCAGGAAGUCAACCCCUGGGAUAUCGCACUUUGCGUGACUGGGACGCUUAUUUCCUGCGAGAACGCUCUUGUGAUCGCUGUGCUGUUCUACACGCCGACGCUCCGUGCUCCGAUGUUCAUCUUGAUUGGAUCGCUGGCGGUGGCUGAUCUUCUGGCCGGCCUGGGCCUCAUCUUGAACUUUGUCUUCACAUAUUUGGUGGACAGCUCGGUGGAGUAUGUGACUCUGUUGUCGGUCGGACUGCUCAUCUCGGCCUUCUCGGCGUCCGUGUUCAACAUUCUAGCCAUCACAGUGGACCGUUACCUGUCGCUGUACAACGCCCUGACCUACCACACUGAGCGGACAGUAACCUUCACCUACGUGAUGGUGGUCGUCAUCUGGGUGUUGUGCCUCACGCUCGGCUUGCUGCCGGCGCUCGGCUGGAACUGUCUGAGGGACGAGUCCUCGUGCAGCAUCUGCUGGCCCGUCACCAAAAUCAACGCCGUGGCGCUCGCCGUCACCUUCCUGCUCGUCUUCGCCCUGAUGAUGCAACUCUACCUGCAAAUCUGCAAGAUCGCCUUCCGCCACGCACAGCAGAUUGCCGUGCAGCACCAGUUUGUGGCCAUCUCCACCACCAAAGGUGUCUCCACACUGUCGGCCAUCCUGUGUGCCUUCGGGGCGUGCUGGCUGCCGUUUGCCAUGUACUCAAUCGUGGCCAACUCCAGCUACCCCGUUAUAUACACCUACGCUACUGUCCUCCCAGCCACCUGCUGCUCUGUGAUCAACCCCAUCAUCUAUGCUUUCCGAAACCCGGACAUCCAGAAAUCGCUGUGGAUGGCCUGUUGUGGGUGCGUCCCAUCCAACCUCUCCCUCAGACCCAGGACCUCCAGUGAUGUGUAGCAGGGAAGGUUGGUUUCUGUCUGGCAUGAUGCUUGACGCUGAGUCAGGGGUGUUGGAGGGAGAUGACGAAACAAGAGAUCAGGAGGUGAAAGGUUGAAGGUUGUGGCUGAGGAAAGAGAUUUCCUCUACUCUUCAUAUCAGGGCUGGUAGGCUGAUGGCGAACGCACGGCUGGUCACAGUAAAGGUGGCACAGCGAGAAGAGAGGACAGUGCAUGGUCAAAAAAAAAGAAGAUAGAGCUAAUAAAAGAUCACGUGGCUUGGAGAAAUCCAACAGAGUGAUGGAGGUGGCGUGAAACCAACUGCAAAACCUGUUUAAGGUUGCGGGAGAGGCGGGCUGACUUUUUCGACCGACCUCUUUUCGGUUGCGAUAAGCGAGGCCUACUUCUCAAGAGUAGCAUAUAUGUGACGGCAGGAUCUAGGAAGAAAUGUCCUAACAUCUCCAGAGGACCUGAGCUCGGGCAGCACUGCAUGGUUAUGCAACUAGAAAGAGUGAAACAGUCUUAAAAUACUUUGUGUGUUUUCACAGAUGUGUUUGAAAUUAAGUGGAUAAAAAUACAAUGAGCUAAUUAUACACAACGAAUGACCUUGAGUAUUCUCAACGAGCUAUCUUUGCAGUCUUCUCCUGAUAGGAAAAACAAGAACAUUUCCUCCCUUGAAACAUAUUUUAACACCGAUGUUCCCGUGAUGAGAUGCAGAUUAAGUAAUCAGUGAGUUUAUAGACAGAUAAUAACUCGUAUGUGCUACAUGGUGUUCAUGAUCCUUAACAUUGUUGGUCUGCCAAGCUCAUUUUGACUUUUCCCAAUGCCAACAGCACCAUCUGCAUUUCUAAUGCAUGAUUGUGGCUUAAACAUGUGUCACAAUCGAGAGAGAAACAUCCUAACACAGCCUCUCAGACUAAAUCUAAUCUACCAGGCUCCUAAUGCACAUAUAACUCCGCUAGUUUGCUAAAAACCUAGAGAGGGAUUUCCACAUUUAGGCCGCCGUGUGUCGUCCUUGGUGUGAUGAAAUCAAAUCUGCUCCCCGUCUGAGAAAAACAUGUUUCUCAGCCAGCCGCUGCGCCGUGAUGUGGAGCAGAGAGAGCUGAAUUCAGCACCAAGGACAGCGACUGCAGAGCGCUGCUACCCUGGGAAUGCUCU